GAAGUGGCGGCGGCGGCGGCUGCAACAACUCCGAGCUCGGGGCUGUGGCGGCGGCGGCGGCGCCAGCAGGCUGGGCUGCACGGUGCCGAGCCCGGCGCGCGGUCCGGGUUGCUGGGGCGGCGCGUAUGAUGCCUCAAAUGGAGGAGUCUCUGAGAAGCAUCUCUGGGCCAGUGGCUUUGAAAGGGAGCGCAGAGCAGAGACUAUUUACAGCCCUGGACAUCAUCACAUCCUGAGGCCUACGGGAGAGAAGACCAUGGCCAUGAACUUGGAUGACGACGUUCCCCUCAUCCUGACCUUGGAGGAGGGCGGCAGUGCCCCACUGGCUCCUUCCAAUGGCUUGGGCCAAGAGGAGCUGCCUAACAGAAAUGGAGGCAGCUACGCCGUCCACGGCUCCCAGGCCUCCAGCCUGAGCUCAGAGGGCGAGAGUUUCCCCUCGAGCCCCACUGGACACAACUGGGAGAUGAAUUACCAAGAGGCGGCCAUCUACCUCCAGGAAGGCGAGAAUAACGACAAGUUCUUCACCCACCCCAAGAAUGCCAAAGCGCUGGCGGCCUACCUCUUCGCACACAACCACCUCUUCUACCUGAUGGAGCUGGCCACGGCCCUGCUGCUGCUGCUGCUGUCGCUGUGCGAGGCCCCUGCCGUCCCCGCGCUCCGCCUCGGCAUCUACGUCCACGCGACCCUGGAGCUGUUCGCCCUGAUGGUGGUCGUCUUCGAACUCUGCAUGAAGUUGCGGUGGCUGGGCCUCCACACCUUCGUCCGGCAUAAGCGGACCAUGGUCAAGACCUCCGUGCUGGUGGUGCAGUUCAUCGAGGCCAUCGUGGUGCUGGUGCGGCAGACGUCCCACAUGCGGGUGACCCGGGCGCUGCGCUGCAUUUUCCUGGUGGACUGUCGGUACUGCGGUGGCGUCCGGCGCAACCUUCGGCAGAUCUUCCAGUCCCUGCCUCCCUUCAUGGACAUCCUGCUGCUGCUGCUCUUCUUCAUGGUCAUCUUCGCCAUCCUCGGUUUCUACUUGUUCUCCCCUAAUCCUUCAGACCCCUACUUCAGCACCCUGGAGAGCAGCAUAGUCAGUCUGUUCGUCCUCCUGACCACAGCCAAUUUCCCAGACGUGAUGAUGCCUUCCUACUCCCGGAACCCCUGGUCCUGCGUCUUCUUCAUCGUGUACCUCUCCAUCGAGCUGUACUUCAUCAUGAACCUGCUUCUGGCCGUGGUGUUCGACACCUUCAACGACAUCGAGAAACGCAAGUUCAAGUCUUUGCUGUUGCAUAAGCGAACCGCCAUCCAGCACGCCUAUCGCCUGCUCGUCAGCCAGCGGAGGCCUGUGGGCAUCUCCUACCGGCAGUUUGAAGGCCUGAUGCGCUUCUACAAGCCCCGGAUGAAUGCCUGGGAGCGCUACCUGACUUUCAAGGCCCUGAAUCAGAGCAACACCCCUCUGCUCAGCCUGAAGGACUUUUAUGAUAUCUAUGAAGUCACCGCCUUGAAGUGGAAGGCGAAGAAGAACAGAGAGCACUGGUUCGAUGAGCUUCCCAGGACAGCCUUCCUCAUCUUCAAAGGAGUUAACAUCCUGGUGAAGUCCAAAGCCUUUCAGUAUUUCAUGUACCUGGUGGUGGCAGUCAAUGGGGUCUGGGUCCUCGCGGAGACCUUCAUGCUGAGAGGUGGGAACUUCUUCUCCAAGCACGUGCCCUGGAGUUCCCUCGUCUUUCUCACUAUCUACGGGGUGGAGCUGUUCCUGAAGGUGGCGGGCCUGGGCCCCGUGGAGUACCUGUCCUCCGGCUGGAACCUGUUCGACUUCUCCGUCACAGCCUUCGCCUUCCUGGGACUGCUGGCGCUGGCCUUCAACAUGGAGCCCUUCUACUUCAUCGUGGUCCUGCGGCCGCUGCAGCUGCUGAGGCUGUUCAAACUGAAAAAGCGCUACCGCAACGUGCUGGACACCAUGUUUGAGCUGCUGCCCCGGAUGGCCAGCCUGGGCCUCACCCUGCUCAUCUUCUACUACUCCUUCGCCAUCGUGGGCAUGGAGUUCUUCUGCGGGAUCCUCUACCCCAACUGCUGCAACACAAGCACAGUGGCAGACGCCUACCGCUGGCGCAACCGCACCGUGGGCAACAGGACGGUCGUGGAGGACGGCUACUAUUAUCUCAACAACUUCGACAACAUCCUGAACAGCUUUGUGACCUUGUUCGAGCUCACAGUUGUCAACAACUGGUACAUCAUCAUGGAAGGCGUCACCUCUCAGACCUCCCACUGGAGCCGCCUCUACUUCAUGACCUUCUAUAUUGUGACCAUGGUGGUGAUGACCAUCAUCGUGGCCUUCAUCCUCGAGGCCUUCGUCUUCCGAAUGAACUUCAGCCGCAAGAACCAGGACUCGGAAGUUGACGGUGGCAUCACCGUGGAGAAGGAACUGUCCAAGGACGAGCUGCUCGCUGUCCUCAAGCUGUCCCGGGAGGCGCGGGGCGCGGCCGCGGACGUCCCCCAGCUGCUCCAGGUCCUCUCCCAGAUGGAGAGAAACGAGCAAAGCACCGUGGUGUUCCUGGGACGGAGAUCCAGGACCAAGAGUGACCUGAGCCUGAAGAUGUACCAGGAGGAGAUUCGGGAGUGGUACGAGGAACACGCCCGGAAGCAGGAGCAGCAGUCGGACGGCAGUGGUGCCCCCGCCACCCAGCAGCCCCCAGGCAACCGCCAGCGCUCGCAGACCAUCACCUAAGCCAGCUCACUCCCGAAAGCCAUCUCUUCUAUGCAAUAACACAAUAGCAUUAUUUUACUACGACGUAUCGGAAUAACGUGUAUAUGUACAUAUGCACACGUCCAUAUAUAUAUGCACCUAUUUAUAGACAACGGAAAAGACAGGCACGCAGGUGGGGUUUGGUUUGUAACCUCCUUGCCCUGUUUUCCUUAACUCCAGGAGUCAGUUUGCUCUGGGCGCGGCCAGGCAGAAAGCGCUGGAAGGAAGGCCCCUUCCCAGGAACGCCGCUGGAAUGGACUCGGCCGUCUCUGCGGGGCCGGCCCUCCCCAGGCCACACGCACACCCACGUCUUCCUGCCGCUGCCAGGCUCGCGUCCCAGCUGACAGCUUCCCCACUAACUCCCGCUGCCGCCACGUCACGGGUUUCUGUCUUGCUUUAGGGACAAAACCACUUACGAAGGAGAAAUACUCGGAUUCGUAUUUCUCUGUGUGAUAAUGUAAUAGACGGUCCUUCGGGGACCUGUGCCUACGACCUAACGGGGAGGGGAAUCGGUGUGACUGGACCAUGGGGUCAGGCCUCAGCCGGCGAGUGCCCGGCGCGUCUCGUGUCCUGGCUCUAAGCCUUCUGUCCCACCCCCCUUUGGUUAGGUUUCAGCUCUUGUUGCUGAAAAUCCUAACAGCCUCGGUUGGACCCCAGGCCCAGCACAAAGGGGGGAGCGGGGGAAGCAAGGGUGAGGCCGAUGGCUACACCCAGACCCAUUCCCGCCACGGCUUUCUCCACUCAGCCCCUCCCCCUGCUCGUGACUGUGCUGUCCAGGCAGAAAGACGUGCAGGUUCCUCAGGAUUCUCAGGACAGUUCUGCUGCGGGCACCCAGGGCCUCACUGGGAGGAGUGGCUGGUACCGAAGCGGGUCCGAGUGAACCCGCAGCUCCCCGAGUCCCCCGGUACCUGGGGAGUUGUCCGAGGUCAGUGUGGGUGGGGUGGGAUCGGUGCUCGAAUCCAGAGCAGGCUGUUGGGGUUGGCAGCCCCAGUGAGGGCACAGCAGGGUCAGAGGAGGGCGCUUGGAGGCAGGGGCGGCCCCUGCUCUCAGCUGCCUCCACGGCCUCCUGUGGCUCAGGGGGGUGGGUGGGCUGAGGUUCCCAGCAGGGCAGGCCUGACCCCGGGUACAGUACCCAGCACCCCUCACCCUCUCCAAGGCCCAGCCUGACCCCCGUAACCCACACUGCACAGCUCUGCCCCUCACGGGGAGAGGAGUGGGCAUUUUCAUUAAAGCACAGCCCUUUGGGGACACCAGGAAAUCAGAUUCCCACAGGGGGCAGGAGGCUGGCGGCCUCUGUCGGGGGCCAUCGGGCAGCUGGGU
Messenger RNA from Eptesicus fuscus (big brown bat), 4039 nucleotides. It is a transcript of the gene TPCN1, whose product is annotated as two pore segment channel 1. NCBI's taxonomy places the organism in Eukaryota, Metazoa, Chordata, Mammalia, Chiroptera, Vespertilionidae. Gene Ontology annotation, molecular function: monoatomic ion channel activity; voltage-gated channel activity. The transcript is spliced from 28 exons. The record is from RefSeq and is a predicted model, not a curated record. Bases 254 to 2701 code for a protein of 815 amino acids. Gene Ontology annotation, biological process: monoatomic ion transport; transmembrane transport. Gene Ontology annotation, cellular component: lysosomal membrane; endosome membrane.